AAAUAACAACUGCAAAACAGAGAGAACUGUAUCUUCAUUUUCUCAGUUGAUGCAAGGCUAUGCAAUCUGUUCAUUUUGUAUGUUGAUUUAAACAACUUCGCUUCCAAGCAAUCAGUGUUACAGAGAAACAGAGACACAGACAAAGAAGUGAAAGAAGAUGAUUCUGUACUCAUUUCCACAAAAUUGAAUAGAAAUUGAUUGAUUGAUUGAUUGUUUGCUUCCUUUUUUGUAGGAGCGAGUUUUUGUCCAAUUUGUGCCAAUGGAAUCAGCUUCCUGCUUAUUGAGCCAAAAUGAUAUCUAGAUCCUCAAAGAUUUCUGGGUACUAUCUGCAGAAGGCCAGGGAAAGAAGACAACUUGUGAAGUAGCUUUAUUUUUUGUGAGGAAUACUCGUGGAAUUUAGGUGAAAUGGUGAAAAUGGUCUUGUCAAUGAAGGUGUGUCUGCUUCUGCAAUGACUGGAAAGGGCAUGGUUUUGCUGUCGGCGGUACAAGUCUUUGGAACCAACAUGGUGGGGGCAGAGCAAUAAUGCAUAAAACGUUUAGCGGCUUCUGUUUCUUGCCUUAUAACUGUGGGGCUUCGAUGGGUUUUGACAUUUUGAUAUAUUAAAGGAACAAGUAGGUUUUUUUUUACACAUUUUGCAGUGGUGGCAAUGAGUAGAGAGCAAAAGAGAGGAAAGCAAGAGAAAGGCGGCUCUGAUGUUGCCGAGAAGGUUGUAGUCGCAGUUAAGGCAUCCAAAGAAAUUCCUAAGACUGCCUUGGUGUGGGCUUUGACUCAUGUCGUGCAAGCUGGGGAUUGCAUCACUCUGUUUGUGGUUGUCCCUUCACAGAGUUCAGGUCGAAAGUUAUGGGGUUUCCCAAGAUUUGCUGGGGACUGUGCCAGUGGGCAGCGGAAGUCUCAUUCUGGAGCAUCCUCAGAGCAGAACUGCGACAUCACAGAUUCCUGCUCCCAGAUGUUCCUUCAGCUCCAUGAUGUUUAUGAUCCAAACAAGAUCAAUAUGAAGAUAAAAAUUUUUUCUGGAUCACCUUGUGGGGCAGUGGCUGCAGAGGCCAAGAGGGCACAAGCCAAUUGGGUUGUACUAGACAAACAGCUAAAGCAUGAGGAAAAAUGCUGCAUGGAAGAAUUACAAUGCAAUAUUGUUGUUAUGAAGCGUUCCCAGCCAAAGAUUCUUCGCUUGAAUUUGGUUGGAUCGUCUAAGGAAGCUGAAACCACUGGUCAAUUGCCUUGUGAACUAGAUGAAGCUUCUGAUAAAUGCACAAAACAUAAAAAUGAUUCUUUAGUUUCCAUUCGAGGACCAGUUGUCACUCCAACAAGCAGUCCAGAGCUAGGGACAUCAUUUACUGCUACUGAAGCUGGAACUUCAUCUGUUUCAAGUGAUCCUGGCACUUCGCCAUUUUUUACCUCGGAAAUGAAUGGAGACCUGAAGAAAGAGGGAUCAUUAAUCAUUAAGGAAAAUAUGGAUGUUGAUGAAUCUAGUUCAGACACAGACAGGGAACAUUUAUCAUCAGCUUCAGCAAGUUUGAGGUUUGAACCAUGGAUGGGAGAAUUCAUUAGUUCCUACAUUCAAUCCUCACGGCAUAUGGAGGAAGGUUCACGCCGAAAUACCAAUAUGGCUCAAGAAUCAACAACUAAAGCUUUGCUAGACAAGUUCUCAAGACCUGAUAGAAAAACUGGAACUGGAAUGCGCAACUACAGGACAGAUGUAGACUUGAGUGGAAAUGUGAGAGAAGCAAUAUCAUUAUCCAGAAAUGCACCUCCUGGACCCCCUCCUUUGUGCUCAAUAUGCCAACAUAAGGCACCUGUUUUUGGAAAACCUCCAAGGUGGUUCAGCUAUGCUGAGUUGGAGCUUGCAACUGGUGGAUUUUCACAAGCUAAUUUCUUGGCAGAGGGUGGGUUUGGAUCUGUUCACAGGGGCGUAUUGCCAGAUGGCCAAGUAGUUGCUGUCAAGCAACACAAAUUGGCUAGUUCACAAGGGGAUCUUGAAUUUUGCUCGGAAGUUGAAGUCCUGAGCUGCGCUCAGCAUCGAAAUGUUGUUAUGCUGAUUGGAUUUUGUAUUGAGGAAAAAAGGAGGUUGUUGGUAUAUGAAUACAUAUGCAAUGGAUCACUUGAUUCUCAUCUAUAUGGGCGUCAUCGGGAGCCCCUGCAGUGGUCUGCUCGCCAGAAGAUUGCUGUGGGAGCUGCUCGAGGGUUACGCUAUCUUCAUGAAGAAUGCAGAGUCGGUUGCAUUAUCCACCGUGACAUGAGGCCAAAUAACAUCCUUAUUACCCAUGAUUUUGAACCGCUGGUUGGGGAUUUUGGCCUUGCAAGGUGGCAGCCUGAUGGAGAUAUGGGUGUAGAAACGAGAGUCAUUGGAACAUUUGGGUAUUUGGCUCCAGAAUAUGCCCAGAGUGGCCAAAUAACUGAAAAGGCUGAUGUUUAUUCAUUUGGGAUUGUAUUGGUUGAGCUUGUUACUGGAAGGAAAGCAGUAGAUCUUAACCGGCCCAAGGGCCAGCAGUGUCUCGCUGAAUGGGCACGCCCUCUGUUGGAGGAGUAUGCCAUAGAUGAACUGAUUGACCCACAGCUGGGGAACCGCUAUUCAGAACAGGAGGUUUACUGCAUGCUUCAUGCAGCAUCAUUAUGUAUACAGCGGGAUCCUCACUCUAGGCCUCGUAUGCGACAGGUUCUUCGCAUACUAGAAGGUGACAUGCUAAUGGAUGCAAGUUACACAUCGACUCCUGGAUAUGAUGUGGGAAACCAGAGUGGACAGAUUUGGGCAGAACAGCAGCAGCAGCAACAUUAUAGUGGUCCUCCUUUCAAAGGAAGGGUUCAGUAAGCCUUCUUUGGAUACGCUGAGGCUACAGUUCUGGGAGAGGGAUAAGGCCAGGAGGAUUUCAUGUGAAGAUGAUCUGUGAAAGGUUAAUCCACAGUGGAAAAGACACGGUAAGCUAAAUAUAUCCCUGCCCUUUUUUUUGUGUACUUGGAUUUUUGCCUUCAAUUUUUUGGUUCAAUGACAUCCAAGAUUUUGCUUUGUAUAGUAGGAGGGUAGUAACGUUUUGUAAUUUUUUUGUUAAAUGAUAGAAACCGAUGUUAUGCACGAUUUUCUUUAGAAUCAGUGAAGCAAUUGGGUGUUCUUUGCA
Messenger RNA from Manihot esculenta (cassava), 3111 nucleotides. Its product is annotated as inactive protein kinase SELMODRAFT_444075. The record is from RefSeq and is a predicted model, not a curated record. Lineage: Eukaryota; Viridiplantae; Streptophyta; Magnoliopsida; Malpighiales; Euphorbiaceae. The transcript is spliced from 10 exons. The coding region runs from base 648 to 2807 and encodes 719 amino acids. Gene Ontology annotation, molecular function: protein kinase activity; ATP binding. Gene Ontology annotation, biological process: protein phosphorylation.